Anopheles funestus (African malaria mosquito) is the source of this 1658-nucleotide messenger RNA. RefSeq lists its product as uncharacterized. The transcript is spliced from 4 exons. The record is from RefSeq and is a predicted model, not a curated record. The coding region runs from base 137 to 940 and encodes 267 amino acids. Gene Ontology annotation, biological process: regulation of transcription by RNA polymerase II. Gene Ontology annotation, cellular component: transcription regulator complex; nucleus. NCBI's taxonomy places the organism in Eukaryota, Metazoa, Arthropoda, Insecta, Diptera, Culicidae.
UUUACAAGACAAUCCGUUCUGUUGUGGCGCUAUGGUGACCGGCUGAUUAAUUUGUUUGUUCUACCAUCAGAACAAACAAUAUUGCAUCAGCAACGAAUGCGAUUUUCCUGCCCGUGCUAUUUGCCGAUAUUCUCAAAUGCUACAAGAAGUCGCAGAAGAGACCAUUCCGAUGUCUCAGGAGCAAAUGCUGUCUCUCAUAAGCUGUGUAGAGAGAUCAAGAUGCCUGUGGGACCGGAGUGACACCGAUUAUAAAAACGUAAAUAGGCAUCAGGAUGCAUGGGAGGCCAUCGGAGCUGAAAUGGAACUUCCCUACUCCGCGUUGAAGGACAAGUGGAGCUCAUUAAAAGGGUCCUUCAGGCAUUACAAAACACUCUACGACGAAAGUUUAGUGACCGGUUCUGGCACCGCCGAAGUAUAUAGACCGAAAUGGUUUGCUUAUAGAGCUAUGGAGUUUCUAAAUUCUAUCACGGACGGAGGCAUCAGAAUUGACACAAUUUCAAACCAAAUACAAUCACCUACCGCUACAAGCCCCACCAGAAAUACUACGCCGGAACCAGUAUCCAUCGCUGACGGGCCUGAUGAAAGCUUCAACUUGUCUGCUUCUGCACCCGCACGUUGUCCCUCAGCAACCGAUCAAACCAGCCAGCCGAUUUUAACUCAUUCUCAGACCAGAAAUGCGUCCGCGGCCUCUAAGCGUCAUUGGCACGAAGCCAACUUGCGUUACAAUGAGGAAGUAAUGACGGCUCUUGCAAACGUCGCACAGGCUACGCUUGAGUUAAGAUCGGCUGGUAGUGAAAAUCGCUUGGCUCCGUUAUACGCUGGUAUGCGGGAAUGGUCACCGGUACGACAGGAGGCAAUGGCAAUAAAAAUUCAAAGCCUGAUUGCGCAGGAGAAUGUUGCGCGGUUUGUGGAAAGAAAUGGAUACGACCCGCGCAAUUAGGAUUAAGUUAGCUUGUAGUGCAUAGGGUUAAGGGUUUCAUGAAUACAUAAAAUGAAUUUCCAUCAACAAGCUUUUUUAGAUCUUUUUAUUUUAUUUUAUUAUAUUGUUCCGUUGGCGAAUCCAUUAGCCAAAUGUAAUCGGAUUUGCAAUAAUUGAUUUGUUGUGCGUUGCGUAAUUCCGCGCAACUCCGUGAAAUUGCUCUCUCCUUGUUGCGGUUCUCUGUCGUGGGUUCUGGUCGACUCUGCCCGGCGAAUGAAAUUGUGCAAAUAAACGGUGGUCAGAACUAUUUUACUGGCCGUAAGCGGGUUCAAUUCCAUUGGUUUUCUAAGCACGCGAAACCUUGCACUCAAAAUACCAAAUGCCAUUUCAACAGUUCGGCGUGCCUUUGAAUGACGAUCGUUGAACACACGUUCCACCGAUCCACUUGCCGUCGUGCCACCGAAAGGGCGAAUACAAUAGUUUGUAAACGCAAAAGCUUUGUCACCCAGGAACAUAUACGGGAUUCUAAGGGAAGAAGAAUCUCGUAGCACUUCAGCUUCUGGGAUGUUUAAUUCAUUUCUUUCGAGCAAACCGAAAACACGUGCGGUACGUAAAAUCCCACUGUCUGAAAUUCGUCCUUUGCAUCCCACAUCUGCAUACAUAAAAUUGCAGUUUGCAUCUACAAUUGCUAACAGCACGAUACUAAAAAACUGCUUGUAGUUGAAGUAAUCAGAACCAC